AAUGGGGCCGAUGAAAAGAGCAGGCUCGCUAGAACGGCUGGCAGGGGCUGGCAGGGGCGGCGCUGAGCGGGCAAAGAGGCGGAGCUGCCGGCGCGCCCAAGCAGGCCUGAUCCCGCAACUCGUCUGGCCAUCAGUCGGUCUCCCGCCUUAGCUCCGCUGUGCUGCCCGCGAUGGCGCGCAGGGGUCGCCCUUACUGGUGGCCGAGAAGCCGCUCGGCGUGAGGCCGGGCCGGGCUGGGCUGGGGCCGGGGGAAUCGCCGCGCCGUCCCCUGAGCCGCCCGGCCCGGGCGCCGAGAGACAGCCGGCAUCAAGAGCGUACAGCAUCGGCCAGGAACGAGCAGGCGGCUUGGUGUUUGGACCUGAGCUGCCGAUGCUGUGCUCUCCUGAUGCUGAACAGCCUGUGUCCAGAAGAUGAGCAGAUUGUUGGUGGGAGUGACCCUCGAGAGGAUUUGCAAAGCUGUACUUCUCCUAUGUUUACUGCACUUCCUUAUCAUCAUGAUUCUCUAUUUUGAUGUCUACGCCCAGCGCUUGGACUUUUUCAGCCGCUUCAACGUACGAAACUCUUCCCGCUCUCUGCCCUAUGCCAACGUCUCUCGGCCUAAUGGUACUGCUGGGCCUCUGGGUGCUGAGCUCCUGGCUCCAAGUGUCAAGCCUGUUGGGGCCAACAACACCGUCACUGAGAAGCCCUUACCUCCCUGUCCAGAGAUGCCACCUGGUCUUGUGGGGCGACUCCUUAUUGAAUUUAGCUCUCCCAUGAGCAUGGAGAGAGUACAGCGGGAGAACCCAGAUGUUCAGGAGGGUGGCAAGUAUUCACCCCUGGACUGUGUGCCUCGACAGAAAGUGGCCAUCCUCAUACCUUUCCGCCACCGCGAGCAUCACCUCAAAUACUGGCUCCACUACCUGCAUCCAAUCCUACGACGUCAGAAGGUGUCCUAUGGAAUCUACAUUAUUAACCAGUUUGGUGAAGACACAUUUAACCGAGCCAAGCUGUUGAAUGUGGGCUUCCUGGAAGCCUUAAGAGAUAACGAGAGCUAUGACUGCUUCAUAUUCAGUGAUGUUGAUCUUGUGCCCAUGGAUGACCGGAAUCUUUAUCGCUGUUAUGACCAGCCUCGGCACUUUGCUGUUGCCAUGGAUAAGUUUGGUUUCCGGUUACCGUACUCUGGCUACUUUGGAGGAGUCUCUGGCCUAAGCAAGACACAGUUUCUGAAGAUUAAUGGCUUCCCUAAUGAGUAUUGGGGCUGGGGUGGAGAAGAUGAUGACAUAUUUAACAGGAUCUCACUCAACGGCAUGAAAGUAUCACGUCCUGACGCUCGCAUUGGGCGCUAUCGCAUGAUCAAACAUGAGCGCGAUCGGCACAAUGAACCAAAUCCCCAGCGGUUCACCAAAAUUCAGAAUACCAAGGUGACCAUGAAACGCGAUGGCAUUGGUUCACUGCAGUACCGCCUCGUGGAGAAGUUUCGCCGUCCCAUGUACACCAAUGUGACUGUGGAUAUUGGCCGACCGCCGCCACGCCCUUCUCGGGGUUGACUCUGCUGCUUGGCCCUGCCCGUGGUCCCAUGCAUGAGGAGCAACAUGGAUCUCAGCCCUGACCGGUUCAGAGGACUGUGUCCUGACUUGGAUAACCUGUCUGCCUCCUUCAUGGGAAAAGGGGAAAGGCUCAGGGCAUAUCUUUGUCUCGUCCUUGCCUUUGGCUGAAGACUAGCUCCUUAACACUAGUCAGUUCUCCACAGUGCCCUUCAGAUUGGAGAAUGAAUGUGUGUUACAUGCUUGGUCCGGUGUUUCAAUUUUGGGCAGAGCCAAGCUCCCAAUUGCUGAGGAAGGCCCUGAGAGCAGAGAAGCCCUGUGUAGGGCUUUGACCUUCCCUUUGUCUCUGGCAGAGUCCAUCCUCUCCCUCAACUUUUUGCAAGGCUGUGCCCCUGAAAGAUUCCAAGGGUAUGGUGGCUGCUCUUUGCUUCUUCUCACAGACUGAAGGACUACUGCCUUUUGAGCCUUUCUUCCAGGCACAGUCUGGUCUCACAGUGACUGCCAGCUACCAAGGUUAGAGAUGGUUUACAAUUGAGGAGAGCUCCAUCGCCAGUAAAAGCUCUAAUGGGUCUGGCCCACUGCCCACCUCCAUUCAUGGCUUGGUGCUGUCCCCUGGAUGCUUUUUUCUGACUCCAGUACACAGGGGUGUUUUAUACAAAUCCUCAUUAGAAUACUUGAGUGCUUCCUGGGUUAAUGUAUGUGUAGCCUGUCUGGCAUGGUACAACAGGACUUUCUUCUUAGCUGUGAUUUCUCUUCUUCCUUUCCGUGGAGCAGAUUGGAUGGGUAGUGAGGUUGUACCUUUUAGUAGGGUGGAUAGAUGGAUGUACGGUGUGACAUACCCUAAAGUGGGCUUGCUGCUCACUAUCAUAAGCACGCAGAACUUGUAGCCAUUUGUUAUAGAACGGAAUAACGUGAAGGUAGAUUUCAGCCUGUUUUCCCUUGAUCCACUACCAUCCCAACUUCCACUCCUCAAGCAAUUCUAGCAGCCCUACAGUUUCUGCCAGGCAUCCUGCCCUUAACCACUCUUUUUUAAAAAAAAAUCAAACUACCCUCAAUCACAGCCCUGAUGGUAUCUUGGUGGCAGUCCUACACCUAGUACUUGGAGCUAGGAAGCUGCUGGUGUUCCUUCAUUCUGGUUAUGGUGCCUGGCAAGUAGAAUCACCUGCACCUGUUCACUUUGGGGUGACAACUGGGCCAGGCUGGAAGCCAGGCACCAGCAUGUCAAAUAGCCCGGGUGCUGGUGACUUUUGUACAUUUGAAUGUUUUGAUCCCUUUUCAAGCCUAUGGUGAAUGCAACACUGGUCACUAUGGUCAGACUUUUGUAUUCAGUAAAGUUUCAAAACUUGGAAACUCCUUGUGUCUAGAA
Messenger RNA from Thamnophis elegans (Western terrestrial garter snake), 2889 nucleotides. It is a transcript of the gene B4GALT2, whose product is annotated as beta-1,4-galactosyltransferase 2. Bases 411 to 1526 code for a protein of 371 amino acids. Gene Ontology annotation, molecular function: glycosyltransferase activity. The transcript has 7 exons. NCBI's taxonomy places the organism in Eukaryota, Metazoa, Chordata, Lepidosauria, Squamata, Natricidae. The record is from RefSeq and is a predicted model, not a curated record. Gene Ontology annotation, biological process: carbohydrate metabolic process.